Brassicogethes aeneus is the source of this 617-nucleotide messenger RNA. The record is from the annotation of a GenBank genome assembly. NCBI's taxonomy places the organism in Eukaryota, Metazoa, Arthropoda, Insecta, Coleoptera, Nitidulidae.
AAGUUUUUUGUUGCUCCUGAAAAGUAAACCAAAUAGUAAAGAGAGUUUUGCAAAUAAUAUACUAACAUUGAUUUAAGUCAAAAAGUAAUGACAAGUGUCAAAAGUUUUUCUUACAUUUUGGUUAUAAUUAUGUAUUGUCAAAAUCUCCAACUUUGGCGAUCCAGUAAGAAUCUCAAACCGUUGUUGCGGAUAAACCUUCGUAGUUUUUCCAACGACAAGGAUAAUCCAGAUGAUGGGGAAGAAGGGAAGAGAGCAGGCAAAAAAUUAAAUCCUGGUCAAUAUGGACCCAUAAAAUCCGAUAACGCUUUAAAUGAAAAAGAUAGAGCACACGAAGGAAACUAUUUCUACAAAGAUGAUUUGGAGAAACUCAGGAAAUUAAAGAAAGGGAUUGAUAAAGUAGAGAAAGUAACAGAAAAAAUAUUUAAUGAUGAAAAUAAUAAAAAGUAAUGAGUUGUGUUUUAAAUUUUGUUAAUACAAAUACAUAAUAGAAACAACUGACCAAUGACUGACUAAUUUUAGUAUUCCAAGUAUUACAAUAAAAGGAAAAAAUAAAUUUCCAAUAAGUAGUAAACAAUAAUAAGCCGAUUUGAUGCUUAGUUCCGGCAGUUGGUGUUUCG